Messenger RNA from Alnus glutinosa, 1909 nucleotides. Its product is annotated as cytochrome P450 71AU50-like. The record is from RefSeq and is a predicted model, not a curated record. The transcript is spliced from 2 exons. Bases 303 to 1805 code for a protein of 500 amino acids. NCBI's taxonomy places the organism in Eukaryota, Viridiplantae, Streptophyta, Magnoliopsida, Fagales, Betulaceae. Gene Ontology annotation, molecular function: heme binding; oxidoreductase activity, acting on paired donors, with incorporation or reduction of molecular oxygen; iron ion binding.
AGAAGCAGCGUGGGACUCACUACUCACAGCACGUGUUAGUCACUGAUCAAAGAAAUAAUGCAAGAAUUUCUCAUUUCUAAAUUGUGUGGCAGUGGCACCUUUCGCCGAAGGAAAAUUCCAUGAAGUGGGUACUCGUCUUGUCUGAUCAGCCUGCCAAUCCCCCUUGACGAUCGUUCUCUGAAGUGUACACACAAGUCAUACUGAUCCAUAAUUUUACAAAGAACAAAAGAAAAGAAAAACUCGAUCUCUGCGACGGGUGUUUUCUCUUGUUGCAGCUGAGCCUGCCUGCAUCUGGGUGAAACAUGCCCGCCAUGGCUUGGACAUGGACCAUUGCCGCACUGGUGACGCUUGCUUUUCUCCUGCGAGAAUGGGCAUGGAAAAGAAGUAGCAACAAGAAGAAAUUACCUCCUGGUCCAAGAGGGUUCCCUAUCUUUGGGAACCUUCACAUGUUAGGGGAAUUACCUCAUCGCGAUCUCCAUCGACUUGCCCAAAAACAUGGCCCCAUCAUGUACUUGCGCUUAGGCUUGGUGCCUGGCAUCGUUGUCUCAUCGCCUCAGGCUGCUGAGCAAUUCCUUAAAGCACACGAUCUCGUGUUUGCAAGUAGACCACCUCUUGAGGCCGCAAAGUACAUCUCUUAUGAGCAAAAGAACUUGUCCAUGUCUCCAUAUGGCUCUUAUUGGCGCAACAUACGUAAGAUGUGCACUCUCGAAUUGCUUAGCAACCUUAAAAUCAGUUCUUUCAAAUCCAUGAGAAAAGAAGAGCUUGGCCUAUUGAUAGAGUUUAUGCGAGAGGCUGCCCGUGAUUGUGUUGCUGUUGAUCUGAGUGCCAAGGUUUCAUCUCUCAGCGCAGAUAUGAGUUGCCGUAUGGUGUUUGGGAAGAAGUACAUGGACAAGGAUCUUGAUGAGAAGGGAUUCAAGGCUGUAAUCCACGAAGGCAUGCAGCUGGGAGCAAUUCCCAACCUUGGUGAUUAUAUUCCUUGCCUUGCGCCCCUUGACCUGCAGGGGCUGACACGACGAAUGAAGGCUGUUAGUAAGACCUUUGAUGACUUUUUUGAGAAGAUCAUCGAUGAGCAUGUCCAAUCCAAGGAAGAAAAUAAGACCAAGGACUUCGUUGAUGUCAUGUUGAGCUUCAUGGGAUCUGAAGAAUCUGAGUACCGUAUUGAACGCUCCAAUAUCAAAGCCAUAAUUUUGGACAUGCUUGUAGGCUCAAUGGACACAUCAGCAACGGUAAUUGAGUGGGCACUGUCAGAACUAAUGAAGCAUCCGCCGAUAAUGAAGAAAGUUCAAAAAGAGCUGAAAGAUGUGGUGGGCUUGGAGAGGAUGGUGGAGGAAUCGGACUUGGAUAGCUUGGAGUACUUGGACAUGGUUUUGAAGGAAACCUUCAGGCUACAUCCAAUAGCACCGUUGUUGCUACCUCAUGAGGCCAUGGAGGAUUGCACUGUCAAUGGUUUCCACAUACCCCAGAAGUCUAAAGUGAUAAUAAAUGUAUGGGCAAUUGGGCGAGACCCAAGUGUUUGGAGUGAUGCAGAGAAGUUCUUCCCAGAGAGAUUUGUUGGGAGUGAUAUGGAUGUCCGGGGACGUGACUUCCAACUUAUCCCAUUUGGGUCCGGUAGAAGAGGCUGCCCGGGGAUGCAAUUGGGCCUAACUGUGGUUCGGCUAGUGGUAGCACAACUAGCCCAUUGCUUUGAUUGGGAACUUCCCGAUAACAUGCUACCAAAUGAGUUGGAUAUGACUGAGGAGUUUGGUGUCACAACACCAAGAGCCAAGCAUCUACAUGCAAUUCCUACUUAUCGCCUAUGCAAAUGAAAACAAGUCUUUUUCCUUGUCUAAACUUUAAUUUUGUACAAUUAACGCCUGGAUUUGUAGUUAACUUGUAUUUGCUAAUUGUAUGCUGCAUUCACUUAUCACAA